ACCGACAUAUAUUUAAACACAAUGUAACGCUUCAAGACUCAAAAGCGAUUGAUCUGACAUCGAACUUGCGACAAGUAACUAUCGAGCCAGUUUGAGAUUUUCUUGGAGCGGCUCGUUAUUUCGUUCAUUUCGCUAUUUCCCUCUAAAAUUGAAUUUUCGUUCCAGUUACUUUACGACCGCCGACUGCGGAACUGUGUUUGCCUGUGCCGAGUCUCGCUUCUGGAAUGCAUCGCUGGAAUGCACCUAAUGUCUCGGCGUGCUGAGGCGGUUUAUUGUUUCUUGUGCGUUCCUUGUCGCCCGUGCGUUUGACGAUUUCCUGCCGGAAGCCCAUGCGAAGGCUGUGCGGCGCCUUGCACCAGCUGUCCAGAGGGCCGACGCAGCCACGGCACCGCGCACGAUGACGUCCCUUUGGAAGUCCGUCUGGUCGGCCCCCAUGAACCUGCUGGGCAGGCUGCGACACAAAAAGCUUGCUGAGGAGUGGGUGGGCAUCCAGCAGCCCGUGCUGGAGGGCAUCACCUUCUACGCCAAGUACCUGGGCAGCACCCUGGUCGAGGAGCCCAGCGGGGACAAGGCCACGGCUGACGCCAUCCGGGCUAUCAUCGGCAUGGCCAAGGCAAGCGGGAAGAAGCUGGCCAAGGUGGCCCUGACAGUGUCCCCCAAGGGCAUCUCGACGAGGGACGUGGCCACAGGAGAACUGCAGCUGGACGUCUCCAUCUACAGGAUCUCGUUCUGCUCAGCGGAUGCCAGCUUCGACCGGGUGGUGGCCUUCAUAGCAACGCACAGCAACGAGGUGAUGGAGUGUCACGCCUUCUUGACGGCCAAGCGCAAAGUGGCCCAGGCGGCGGCCCUCACCAUCUCCCAGGCCUUCCAGGUCGCCUACACCCUCUGGCAGAGCGUCCAGGAGGACGCCAAGGUCGAGACGGCCGACCAGCCGGAUGCCGCCGGGAGGACCACGCCCCUGAUUGACCUGUCGGCAGACACGGGCGGCUUUGGCCGGCUGAGCCCCGGGGCGUCGCAGCCCCAGGUGUACCACAGCGGCCUGGGACCCCAGGAGGAGGAAGAGCUGCGGCGGUUCGUGGCCUCCGGAGACUGCAGUCGGGAAGGGGCCCUCAAGGCCCUGGACCCGGAGGACGACCUCCUCACCCUCUGAGGGGCGCCGCCCGCCGCCCCGACGGGCCACGUGUUUUGCGCGUUUCGGUUCUCACUAAGGAGCCUGGGACGCGUCUCCGGCCGGCGUGCUCAUUGCACUUUAAAAAGCGGUCCCUCCGCUUCCGCCCGACGACGUCUUAAAUGUGUCAAGCCGUCGCCGGCCGCAAUCUGCUGCAGGCGCCUGUUCUGCUGCAGGUCCCGCAUGGAAAGCACUCUUUGGGUAUCAUUUUCACGUUCGGUACUCGAUUCUUCUUCUAAACUCCCGGAUAAGUUUGUUUGGAAAGUUCUCUGUUCCGAGGAUACCGAGGGACGCAAAAAGAUUUUACGAGCCAAUAACUGUGAAGUCUCAUCGUAAUUUGCACAUUCUCGCACUUGUUCGCAAGAUAAUUGAAAUCGUGGAUUGGCAAUAGAUUGACAUACCAUUAGCAAAUACUUUUUUGGUGUAAAUUAUGUAUCGAGGCACCAAAAGCUUUUUCUAUGGAACAUUUACACGUGGAUUUAAAACAGCAUGCAUCAGACCAUACCUAUGCAAGCACCAAAUCUGCCAAGCUCGGUAAAAAAAUUCUGACAUUUUUACAUAUGAAAUGGAACGCUUUAUAGGGUUGCACCUUUAGAGCCUCUGAAAUUCAUUCCUCCAAGGUGAUUGCAACAUCCACAGUCAUUCAUCUCGAAUCCCUGGACACUUCGUAACAACCAAGCAGUUCAAAUUUAGACUUUAAAAAGCAGAGUGGAAAACCCUUUCAAGGUUUGCAACAGCUCUAAUUAAUGGUAAUAAGAAACAACAAGUUUAAGAAAUAGAAAAAUGUAACAAGGGCUGACGCAUUCGUUUUUUUGCAUUCUGAUUUUUAAAAUCUUUUUUUUUUUUCUUUUUCUGGCUCUCUUCAUUGUUUACAAUGUUGUGGGGCCAGUUGAGUUUGUUUGGGAUCAGCUAUGAGAGGCUGUCCACCAUGAGAAGGGAUCAUUCUAAAAGGUGGUGCUGUGGGCAGAGGUGUACACCAGUGAUCCACACGAGGAUGAAUACACGAUCCUUGCAUCGUAUUCGGGUCUUUUGGAAUCUCAUAUUUUGUGUCCUGGACAUUCACAUAGUAGUGCUUCUAAACAUGGUGUCUGGCAUCUCAAUUUUGUAAGGCUAGUUUGGCGAGUGCGGUGCAUACAACUGGCAACUCAAGUUUCUUUUUUCUUUACAUCCGUCGGGCACUGGCAGCAAUUACUCGAAAGAACACCAUUGUGAUGCAAUCUGAGUGCACAGCACGAGUUUUCUCUUUUCGUGCUGCUGAAGCUGCAACGUGAAGCCUCAACCACCUAGCGAGCACUGCGAGGUAGACAGACGUUCUCAAUCUUUGGAUCUGCUUCAGGGGUGCUGCGAAGGGUUUGGUGCAGAACUCGAGUGCAGUUUGCCUUUACAUUGAUCUUGGAUGUCCCCUUUCCCAUGCACCAUUCACGCUGUGUGUUAAGGAAAGUGUGUGCAGCAAUGGGUCUCCGACCUACGAGGCCAUCUUUAUGGUUGGCGUUGGUUGCUAGAUUCCAACGCCUCGUGGGUUCGAGUCACGCGGCGAGACUCGAAUGCUACGCAACGUUGAGGCUCACUCUGCAAAGCCGUGCCGGCUCGGUUAGAGCCGGGCAGAUGUUCUUGCUGCAUUUAUAGUUUGUGCUAUCUGUCUGAAAACAUGACUCUUAGGUUGUUUUUAAAAGUGUGCCUUGAAAACUAUGUAUGGGGAGAGCUUGUAGCCCUUCUCUUCGCGCUGUUGCAGAGAUGGGCUUCGCUACAGCGUGGGUUUUUUCGUUGUGCGUCUAUCCCGGUGCUGAAAUGUUUAAUGAGCUUCAGAGUUAUUUUUGAGCAUAGCUAAAACGUUGUUAGUUCGCUUGCGUGUAACUCCCGCAAUCCUUUUUUGGCUCGUAAUAUUGUGCUCUCGUUGAAAGUUGUUGCUACUUUGUUUCUCACUUUUUUGCUGUUAUAUACAUAGAUUUUGGAAAAUAGAAGUGGUGCUGUGGCAUUUGGGCAACACAGAAUAAAUGAUCUUGGUCAUA
Molecule: messenger RNA, 3177 nt
Organism: Ixodes scapularis (black-legged tick)
Lineage: Eukaryota; Metazoa; Arthropoda; Arachnida; Ixodida; Ixodidae
Product: low density lipoprotein receptor adapter protein 1
Exons: 6
Coding region: 398-1150 (250 amino acids)
Source: RefSeq, a predicted model, not a curated record